Penicillium waksmanii is the source of this 1122-nucleotide messenger RNA. RefSeq lists its product as uncharacterized. Gene Ontology annotation, biological process: regulation of DNA-templated transcription. NCBI's taxonomy places the organism in Eukaryota, Fungi, Ascomycota, Eurotiomycetes, Eurotiales, Aspergillaceae. Gene Ontology annotation, molecular function: transcription cis-regulatory region binding; DNA-binding transcription factor activity, RNA polymerase II-specific. Gene Ontology annotation, cellular component: nucleus. The transcript is spliced from 3 exons. The coding region runs from base 1 to 1122 and encodes 373 amino acids. The record is from RefSeq and is a predicted model, not a curated record.
AUGCGAUUUUCGGUGUACCUGCACCUUGCAAAUAGUAUAAUUAGGGAGUUUCGAAUGGAUCAACCGACUAAAUUGCGAGCGUUAAGAGAAAGACUCGAUAUCAUGGAGUGUCCAGAACCACCAGCGAAAUCGAUUUCCACGCAAAAUCAGGAAAUGAGAGCGUUAAUUGGAUAUUUUUUCCUCGAUUCCACUCACACCGUCAUAAGUCAGCGGACCGGUACAAUGCCUUGGUCGCAGUUCAUAGAGUCCUGCGCCGAAAAAUUGUCGCAAGAAUGCGAAUUCCCCGCCGAUCGAUAUUUGUUAGGCCAGGUUCGGCUUCAACAUAUGCUUGAGCGAAUUGAUUCUCUCGUUAGGCGAGGUUUCAGUGAAAGCCAAGCCAGGCCCGCAGAUAUAGAAGCCAUAGUCCGUUCUCUUCAAAGUGAUGCGCAAGAGUGCAAAGCUCAUUUUCCUAUUAAUACGGCACUUGACCGUGACUUGACCAUCGGCAUACAGUCACACACGUUUGAGAUCCAUCUCCACCAAACCGUCGUUUUCGACGUAUUCCCAGCAUCCACCAUAUCCAUUGACCAAUCCGCAGCCCUAAUACGAGUCGAUGCUCUUUGCCACGGUCUCGCAGCCGCGAAACAAUGUUUAGACUGGUAUUACGAGCUACCAGUAGGCAUUGAGAAGAAAUUCAGUUACUCCCAAUGGACAAGUAUUGGAUUCUGCGUUGCAGCUUCAUGCAAACUGGUCCUAGCGUCGUUGGAGCCAACCGUUCGACAUCACGAUCAAGUAAUGGGACUGCGAGAAGCAUUGAACAUGCGCGGCGAAAUACAAAAACUUAUUCAACGCAUGAACACAAUUGACCAGGAAUGCAAAGGGGAGAAAUGGGAUCAGCACGAAAUUUUCUUUUACAAAGAGUGGCUACAGCACCUUGGUGAGUGGUUUGAGGCGCAGUAUCGACUUGCACACUCGGAUAGUGCUGGGGAGAAUAAUAAUGGGAUUGUGUUUGCGAGUGGGAUUUCUGAUAAUAAUAUUUAUGAUCCGGAUGAGCCUGAUGCUGGGUUUCCUUGGCUGAAUCUUCAAGAUGUUACGAUUGAGGAGAUGUUGAAUGCGUGGCUUGGGCCGGCGGGGAUGUACUAA